AUGCGCUGGUGGAAGACCCUGGCCUUAGCUGCCUGUAUAGGUCAGGCCGCGGCUCAUGCGCGCCCGGACGACCCCCAUCACGGCCUGCCGAAGCUUGCUGGUGCUCGGAAGUUCCUGAGUGAUUUUAAAGGGGCGAGGAGAUGGGAGAGUCGGCCACAGGCCGUGCGAAACGCGAGGACGGCGGAGGCACGGGAGGGACAGGGGCUGGAAGGCCGGGGCGAACUCGAUCCCCGCCAGAGCAGCGGGAGAUGCGGUGCAGGCCGCGGUAGUUGUCAGGCUGGCUACUGCUGUUCAGCUGAAGGCUGGUGUGGGCUAGGGGACGAGUACUGCGUUUCGCCUGAUUGUCAAAUCGACUACGGCCCGGGAUGCGACGGGAAUCAGAGGCCUGACGGUGAAGACAUGGCGGCCAUUCCGCGUCCGAAGCUGGGCCGGCUGCCCUAUGGGGGCGAGGGUAUCUACGACUGCGUCAACCCGGGCGAUAUCGCCAUCACCUUUGAUGACGGCCCGUGGGAAUACACCGGGGACCUCCUCGAUAAACUCGCUAAAUACCAGGCAAAGGCGACGUUCUUCAUCACCGGCAAUAAUUUGGGCAAGGGGAAGAUCAAUGACCCAAGUUAUCCUUGGGCCUCUCUCAUUCAACGAAUGGCUGCCGAAGGCCACCAGAUCGCGAGCCAUACGUGGUCGCACGAGAACUCCAGUCAGAUCUCAACGGCUCAGUUCAACAACCAAAUGAUCUGGAAUGAGAUAGCAUUGAACGACAUCCUCGGAUACUUCCCCACUUACAUGCGGCCUCCCUACUCCAUCUGCCCGGCCUCGUGCCAGACGCAGCUCGCCAACCUCGGGUACCACGUGAUCUACUUCAGCCUCGACACGGAGGGAUACCUGCACGACGACGCGGGGCAGAUCCAGACGAGCAAGGACAUCUGGGACGACGCGGUGGACGGGUCCAGCCCGUGCGAGGACAGCUACCUCGAGAUCGAGCACGACAUCCACUACCAGACCGUCUACAACCUGACCGACUACAUCCUCGAGUCGCUCUUCAGCCACGGCUACCGGUCCGUGACCGUCGGCCAGUGCCUCGGCGACCCUCCCGAGAACUGGUACCGCGCCGGCACCGGCACCGUCCCGCCCUACGACUUCCCCGUCCGCGCCCCGACCGGGACCUGGCCCUGCCUGACCUCGUCCGCGACGUCCACGGGGCCCGCGCCCACCAGCACCCUCGUGCCGUCGAUCGAGGGCAACUGCGGCGACGGAUACACUCUAGACCUCUUCUUUUCCCCUUUCCCUUCCUUUUCAUCUAGCCGCCUCCACCCUCGGCCUGCUAGCAAGUCGGCUCUUUACGAGCACAUAGGUCCCCUGUGCGCUAACUCCAGCCGCAGAUACGGCUGGUGCGGGUCGACGAUAGACUACUGCGGCGAGGGCUGCCAGCCGGCGUUCGGAUCGGGAUGCCAGGCGGACGAGCCGCCGGUUACUUCCACCACCACCACCACCACCACCACUAGUAGUAGUAGUAGUACCACGACGAGUACGGGGACGAGCACCAGCACUAGCACGGGCAGAAGCACCAGCAGCAGCACUAGGAGGAGCACCAGCACCAGCACCAGGAGGAGCACUAGCAGCAGCACUACUAGGAGGAGCACCAGCAGCAGCACGAGCAGGAGCACUAGCACGAGCAGGACCAGCAGCAGCAGCAGCAGCAGCAGUACCAGGAGGAGCACCAGCACCUCGAGAUCGACGUCGACGAGCCGCUCCACCUCGCGGUCGACGUCGACCUCGCGCUCCACCAGCCGGACCUCGACGACAACCCGCGCGGCCGCCGCCGUCGCCGCCGAGGAGACGGGAGGGCCGGGUCAGCGUUAG
Durotheca rogersii is the source of this 1860-nucleotide messenger RNA. RefSeq lists its product as uncharacterized. NCBI's taxonomy places the organism in Eukaryota, Fungi, Ascomycota, Sordariomycetes, Xylariales, Xylariaceae. Bases 1 to 1860 code for a protein of 619 amino acids. The record is from RefSeq and is a predicted model, not a curated record. Gene Ontology annotation, biological process: carbohydrate metabolic process. Gene Ontology annotation, molecular function: hydrolase activity, acting on carbon-nitrogen (but not peptide) bonds; chitin binding. The transcript is spliced from 7 exons.